AUGCGCGCCCUCCGCUCGUCGACAGCCUCCGCGGCCACCUCGAUGUCUCGUCGAGCCUUCUCCAGCACCAUGGACACUACGAUGCUCACCGAGUCCCAACGUGAAGUGCGCGAUGGUGUGGCCGAGGUCUGCAAGAACUUUCCAAACUCGUACUGGCGUGAACGUGACCAGACCAAGACGUACCCCUUUGAUUUCCACAAGGCGAUCGCGGACGGUGGCUGGCUCGGCGUCUCGCUGCCCGAGGAGAACGGUGGUUCCGGUCUUGGCGUGUCGGAGGCAUCCAUCAUGAUGCAGACUAUCACCGAAAGUGGUGCUGGCUUCCCCGGUGCCCAGUGCACACAUGCCAACAUUUACGCGACCCAGCCUCUCGCGGUGUUUGGCUCAGCCGAGCAGCGUGCACAGCUGAUUCCCAAGAUUAUCUCGGGAGAGUACCGUUCAUGCUUCGGAGUGACGGAGCCCAACGCAGGCCUCAACACGCUCGAGCUCACGACCACCGCUACAAGGUUGGAGAAUGGAGAUUGGGGCCAAAAGAUCUGGAUCACCAAUGCGCAGAACGCCCACAUCAUGUUCCUCCUCGCUCGUACGACACCCGUGGACCAGGUUAAGAAGAAGUCUGAGGGUCUCACCAUGUUUGCCAUCCCAGUCGACAAGUCCAAGAACGGCAUCGCGAUCAAGGCCAUCAAAAAGAUGGGUGGUGGCUGCGUCGACUCGAACGAAGUGUGGUUUGACGACUAUGUGGUGCCCGGCGACUGCGUCAUUGGCGGCGAGGAGGGUAUCGGCAAGGGCUUCCGCAUCAUCCUGCACGGCAUGAACUCUGAACGGUGUCUUGUCGCUGCCGAGGCUCUGGGUAUUGGAUACGCCGCACUCCAGAAGGCCGCCGACUAUGCGGGCGACCGUGAGGUAUUUGGACGCAAGAUUGGCCAGAACCAGGGUAUCGCCCACCCACUCGCCGACGCCUGGGCCCAGCUUCACGCAGCUUCUCUGGCGACAUACCAUGCCGCAAGGCUGUACGACAACGCCCUUGUUGACAAGACCAUCUCGCCCAUCACCGUUGGUACGGCAGCCAAUACGGCCAAGAUGCUCGCGGCCGAGGCCGGGUUCAAUGCCGCCCAACGCGCAAUCCUCACACAUGGCGGCAUGGGCUUUGCAGCCGAAUUUGACGUCGAGCGGAUGCUCCGGGAAUCAUUCGUGCCGCGCAUCGCUCCAAUCAGUGGCGAGAUGAUUCGCAACUACAUCUCGGAGCGUGUGCUCAACCUCCCCAAGAGCUACUAG
Apiotrichum porosum is the source of this 1272-nucleotide messenger RNA. RefSeq lists its product as uncharacterized. Bases 1 to 1272 code for a protein of 423 amino acids. The record is from RefSeq and is a predicted model, not a curated record. The transcript has 3 exons. Gene Ontology annotation, molecular function: flavin adenine dinucleotide binding; acyl-CoA dehydrogenase activity. NCBI's taxonomy places the organism in Eukaryota, Fungi, Basidiomycota, Tremellomycetes, Trichosporonales, Trichosporonaceae.